AUGCGUGCCACAAGACUGAGCCUUCUUGAUGAGAUUGGAAAAAGAAAAGCUGAGGAUGUUUUUCGUCUGAUGUACAGCCAGUGGCAGAGGGUCGCUGAUCUUCUUUUGGCUCAAUCAGGAUUAAGAUUUCCAGCACCUUCUAAUUGCAUGCAAUUUGAAAUUGGUCCAGUAGAGCAAUUCUGUCAGGAACUUGUUGUAACUAGAUUUGAUUCUGAAGCAUUAGGUCAGGGCUUAGCACGUGCUGAAACUGAGAUUGCUGCAGAGGAAAUUUUUAAAGCUAAAGAUCAGGAGAUUUCUCGAUUAAGAGAUCGACUGCAAUAUUGUGAAGCUGUUAAUCAUGAAAUGUCUCGGAGGAACCAGGAAGUUAUUGAGGUAGCACGAAAGCAGCGCAAAAAGAAAAAAACCCUGCAGAAGUGGCUAUGGUGUGGCCUAGGUCUCUCUAUUACAAUCGGAGCUUCAGUGGUUGCUUAUUCUUGCCUUCAGCAGACAAGUAAAUAUCGAGCCUUCGCUGACUUCAAGUGA
Molecule: messenger RNA, 522 nt
Organism: Daucus carota subsp. sativus
Lineage: Eukaryota; Viridiplantae; Streptophyta; Magnoliopsida; Apiales; Apiaceae
Exons: 2
Coding region: 1-522 (173 amino acids)
Source: RefSeq, a predicted model, not a curated record